AUGCAGUUGUUUAGGCGUAGUACGCUCUCCACAUUGCAGAAUGCAUCCCGCAUUCAACAACGCCGACAUAUCGCAUCUACCUCCGCCUAUGCUUCGACUGUAGACAACCUUCGAAUUAACAGCGAAACGAAAGUUCUUUUCCAGGGAUUUACGGGAAAGCAGGGAACGUUCCAUGCUCAACAGGCCAUUGACUACGGCACCAAUGUUGUCGGCGGCACGAACCCCAAGAAGGCUGGAGAGAUGCACCUUGACCGUCCCGUUUUCGCUUCCGUGAGAGAUGCCAUCAAGGAAACAGGCGCGAAUGCCUCCGCGAUCUUCGUCCCCCCUCCAGUUGCUGCAAAGAGUAUAGAGGAAGCCAUCGAGGCUGAAAUGCCUCUCAUCGUCUGUAUCACUGAAGGCAUCCCACAACAUGAUAUGGUCCGAAUUACGGAUAUUUUGAGGACCCAAAACAAGACCAGAUUAGUUGGCCCUAACUGUCCUGGCAUUAUUGCUCCUGGACAAUGUAAAAUCGGUAUCAUGCCCGGAUUUAUCCACAAGAGAGGACGCAUUGGAAUCGUCUCUAGAUCAGGCACCCUUACGUACGAAGCCGUAAACCAGACCACGCAAGCUGGUCUUGGUCAGUCCCUCGUUGUCGGUAUCGGUGGUGACCCGUUCUCCGGCACAAACUUCAUUGACUGCCUUCGUGUCUUCCUCAAGGACGACGAAACUGACGGCAUCAUCAUGAUUGGCGAGAUCGGUGGCAGUGCCGAAGAAGAUGCCGCCGAAUUCCUCAAGAGUGAAAACAAAGCAAAUAAGCCCGCUGUCGGUUUCAUCGCCGGUAUCAGCGCUCCCCCCGGCCGUCGCAUGGGUCACGCUGGCGCCAUCGUUAGUGGAGGUAAAGGUGGAGCCGAUUCGAAGAUCGCCGCUCUCGAGGCGGCUGGUGUCAUCGUCGAGCGAAGCCCUGCGUCGCUUGGAAAGACAUUACAUGCUGAGUUCGUGAAGAGAGAUUUGAUCUAG
Messenger RNA from Ophidiomyces ophidiicola, 996 nucleotides. It is a transcript of the gene LSC1, whose product is annotated as ligase of succinyl-coa. Lineage: Eukaryota; Fungi; Ascomycota; Eurotiomycetes; Onygenales; Onygenaceae. Bases 1 to 996 code for a protein of 331 amino acids. The record is from RefSeq and is a predicted model, not a curated record. The transcript has 7 exons. Gene Ontology annotation, molecular function: succinate-CoA ligase (GDP-forming) activity; succinate-CoA ligase (ADP-forming) activity. Gene Ontology annotation, biological process: tricarboxylic acid cycle. Gene Ontology annotation, cellular component: mitochondrion; succinate-CoA ligase complex (ADP-forming).